ACAACAACAACAACAACAACAACAACAACAACAACAACAAUCAAGCUUCCAAUAGCUGACCUCCCUGUGGCUGCUCCCUCCAAUCAUGCGGGACUCCUCCCCGGACCCCGUGGACAACUCUACGGGCAAUGACAACCACACGCCCGGGCGCAGCAAAUGGACUGCCAAGGCCCUCGUCCGGCAGGCCGAGAAAUCCCACCGUCGACUGCCAGGCAUCCGCAAGAUCCCCCUGCCAGCGAUCGGGAUUAUCCUGUUUAUUGCUUUCCUGAAUGUGGUUGUGUGGAUUGCCGCGGCGAUUGUGCUGCGAUACCAUCCAUCCCUCGUCUCCAACGCCGUGCUUUCCUACACCCUCGGCCUGAGACAUGCCUUCGAUGCGGACCAUAUCUCGGCCAUCGACCUGAUGACCCGGCGCUUACUCGCGACCGGCCAGAAACCCGUCACCGUGGGGACGUUCUUCUCGCUGGGUCAUUCCACAAUCGUAAUCAUAACCUCCAUAGUCGUAGCCGCCACCGCGGCAGCGAUCUCCUCGCGCUUCGACAGCUUCAGCACCAUCGGCGGCAUAAUCGGCACAUCUGUCAGCGCCGCCUUCCUGAUUUUACUAGGCCUCAUGAACGCCUACAUUCUGUACAAGCUGUACCGGCAGAUGCAAAAGGUGCUGAAUCUGCCGGAAGACCGGGCGGACGAGAUCUGGAAGAUCGAGGGGGGCGGGAUGUUGUUCAAUGUGCUGAAGCGGAUGUUCAAGUUGAUUGAUCGUCCAUGGAAAAUGUACCCCCUGGGUAUCCUAUUCGGAUUGGGAUUCGACACCUCCUCCGAGAUUGCCCUGCUAGGGAUUUCGUCCGUCGAGGCGGCGAAGGGGACGAACUUCUGGGUGAUUCUGAUCUUUCCGGCGCUUUUUACUGCGGGAAUGUGCCUCCUCGACACGACGGACGGCGCGCUGAUGCUCUCGCUGUACGUGCAGCCGUCGGCCAACUUCCUGCCGCCGAAGAGCGAUGCCGCUUCGGAUGCGCCUCUCAUUUCUGGGCCGGAGGAGCAGCAGGAUCACGCAGAGCAGCAGCAGAAGAACCACCGCGACCCCGUCGCGUUCCUGUACUACUCGAUCGUGCUGACCUGCCUCACGGUGAUCGUGGCCAUCGUCAUCGGCGUCAUCCAGGUUCUGACCCUUGUGCUGAACGUGGCGAAUCCCACGGGCAAGUUCUGGGACGGCGUGCAGGUGGCGGGGGAUUAUUAUGAUGCUAUUGGCGGGGGGAUCUGUGGGUGCUUUUUGGUGAUCGGGGGGUUGAGCGUUGUGGUUUAUAAGCCGUGGCGGCGGUGGGUGGCUAGGCGGUCGGGGAGGGGGUUUGCGGUGGAUGUUGAGGGGUCGCAGGGGGAGGGGGGGUAUCGGGAUGAGGUUGCGGAUGGGGAGGGGGCCUUGGAGACAGACUCUCCCUCAGGGAACGACGACCCAGAUCCAUCUACGCCUGACUUCUCGGCCUGUCCACCAAUUUACGUGCUCCAGACGCACCUCACCAUCGAGUCCCUCCACGACAUCGAAGAGGAACUUGUCCGCCGCAACGCACGGCUGACCUACGACAUCGACGAGGCCGCUCUCAUCCUCGGCAAGCUCAGCCAGCCCAAGCGCGCAGCACUGGAACUGCGCACGCUGGGCGUGUGGACUGAGCCAGCCCAGAAGUCCGAAGAGCCUCCGCCGGCCAAACGCCGCCGAGGCAAUGCCUAUGCAUCCGCCCCGGGGGAAGCCGAGGCCAUCGACCUCAGCACGGAGACAGAGGACGAGGAAGACGGGAUGAGCAGCCAUGCUACCUCCAAGCAUCUCCACGUACCUGCCAAACCAACCCCAGACACACCGACCCUGACAGUUGUCAAGCUGGACUGGCUCCACGCCUGCCUGCGCACAAACACCAUCCUCCCAACCGAGGAGUACACAGUCUAUCACGCGCGACGCAUCGAGCGUCCAGCCCAACCCAGCCCAUCCCCAAAGAAGCAAACGCAAACAUCAAUCCUCGCCCGUGCCAAAGCAGACGCCUCAAUGCAACCCCUAGCAUUCCAACGAACCCGCGCCUACCAACCCCGCCACCACCAGCAACAGCAUCAGCAUCACCCCCGAACCCAGCCCCCAGCCAACUCCCACCCCCCCAAACUGCACCGGACCACCACCUCCGAAGCCGAAGACCUAGGCAAUCUCCCACCACCCCCAUCCUGGAUGACCGCGCCCGACAACACCUACGCCUGCCUCCGCUCCACACCGCUCCACCCACCCAACGAAGCCUUCAUCAACGAACUCCUCACCAUCCGCCACAUCCGCGAACUCACCCUGGACGAAAUCGGCGUCCGCGCCUACAGCACCGCCAUCGCCAGCAUCGCCGCAUACCCUUACCCGCUCCGCCGACCAGCAGAAGUAGCAGCACUACCCGGGUGCGACGCCAAGAUCGCGAAUCUGUUCUACGAGUUCCAGCAGCUGAGCCCUAGCUCCAACUCAAGCGGGGAGAGAGGGAGACUCAGCGCAACGCACCCCCUAACGCACGACCCCACCCUCGCCACCCUACACACCUUCUACAACAUCUGGGGCGUGGGGGCCAAAACCGCGCGGGACUUCUACUUCCAGCGGGGGUGGCGGUCUCUGGAUGAUAUCAUCGAGUACGGGUGGGACAGCCUGACGCGCGUGCAGCAGAUCGGGGUGAAAUUCUACGAUGAAUUCCAGGAGGGGAUUCCGCGGGAGGAGGUAGAGGGCAUUGCGGGGGUGGUGAGGCGGCAUGCUAACUCCGUUAUUGAUUCCCGGCGGCAACAACAGCAACGCGACCACCCCCACCCUACCGCUCCCGCUCAACACUAUGAUAACAAGGAGGAUGAAGAUGAAGGGGUAGAGUGCAUAAUCACGGGCUCGCACCGCCGCGGCAAGCCGUUCUCCGGGGACGUCGACCUGAUCCUCACGCACCGCGACGAAGCCCUCACCAAGAACCUGAUCGGGGAUGUGCUGCGCAGUCUGGAGGGGGAGGGGUGGAUCACGCAUACGCUAGCCCUGCACCAGGGGCAUUCUGCGCGCGAGCAGGCGACGAUCCCCUACCGUGCGGAUAAUGUGGUUAGUCGGAAGAUGUUUGAUAGUCUUGAUAAGGGGCUGGUUGUUUGGCAGUUGCCUCUGGGGUAUUCUUAUAAGGGCAAGGGGGAUGCAAAUCCCGCUGAGGGGGGAGGUGGGCGACCGCACCGCCGCGUGGACAUCAUCAUCUCGCCGUGGCGGACGGUGGGGUGUGCGGUGCUGGGGUGGUCGGGGGACAAGACGUUCGAGCGGGACUUGCGGCGGUUUGUGAAGAAGGAGCGCGGGUGGAAAUUUGAUUCGAGUGGGGUGCGCGAGCGGGCAGGCGGGGGGUUGGUGGUGGAUUUGGAGGGUGGAGGGGAGACGUGGGAGGAGAGGGAACGGUUGGUCAUGGAGGGGUUGGGUAUUGGGUUUCGGCCUGCUGGGGAGAGGUGUACUCGGUGAUUUUCUUAUCACUUCGUGAUUUUGUAUAUUGGGGAGUUUAAGCGAAGAGGAGUCUUGGUCUUGAGUUUACUGAGAAGUUGAAGAGAAGGGGGG
Molecule: messenger RNA, 3562 nt
Organism: Aspergillus aculeatus ATCC 16872
Lineage: Eukaryota; Fungi; Ascomycota; Eurotiomycetes; Eurotiales; Aspergillaceae
Exons: 9
Coding region: 86-3469 (1127 amino acids)
Biological process (GO): nickel cation transmembrane transport
Cellular component (GO): plasma membrane
Molecular function (GO): DNA binding; nickel cation transmembrane transporter activity; DNA-directed DNA polymerase activity
Source: RefSeq, a predicted model, not a curated record